ACUCUAUUCAAUUGGUGAUUCCACAAAACCAAAUCAAAAGACAACAUGAUAUUUAUAUUGCUAGUGUAUCUGAUACUCAUUGUAUUUGUGCUAGAGACUACUACCUUGCUAUCGUAUCCACCAUUGUUGAAACAGAUGAUCCGGAGUCUGAAAUUAAACCCGGUCUUGACUUGCUUGGUCCGAUUGUUGAGAAAUUUAUAAGUUUGUGUGAUCUCGAGGAACCUAUCGAAGAUGGGUGUAAGGAUCAAGUUUUCAUCUCUCGUUCCUAUGACGCCACUUCUCACUUUGGUACCGUGUGCGAUGAUGUCAAAAGCAUUUACCGAAGGGUAACUG
Messenger RNA from Paraglomus occultum, 333 nucleotides. The record is from the annotation of a GenBank genome assembly. NCBI's taxonomy places the organism in Eukaryota, Fungi, Glomeromycota, Glomeromycetes, Paraglomerales, Paraglomeraceae.